Messenger RNA from Ipomoea triloba (trilobed morning glory), 2971 nucleotides. RefSeq names its product protein LONGIFOLIA 1-like. Lineage: Eukaryota; Viridiplantae; Streptophyta; Magnoliopsida; Solanales; Convolvulaceae. The transcript has 5 exons. Bases 336 to 2795 code for a protein of 819 amino acids. The record is from RefSeq and is a predicted model, not a curated record. Gene Ontology annotation, biological process: regulation of monopolar cell growth.
UCCCUCUUUCCCUUUCUUUUCUGUAAGAGAGGAGACCCCAAACAACAACUACUAUAUAUACUCUUCUUGGGUCUGGGGAUUUGCCAUUUACAAACAUAAUUAACAUCGCGCAUUGCUUAUAUACACAUGAUGAUCUUCGUUUCUCUGCAUUAUACUCAAAGAGUUAAAAGGAAUGAAGCAUAGAAGUUGGUGGCAGAAAUAAUCACGGCCUGACAUUCCUUGUGGCCGCAGCUAACACUACUCCGAGAGCCGUUGCACAAUCUCGGAACCCAAGAAAGCUUCUUUCUACUUUAUUCCUAAUAUCCUGCACCGUACCCAUUAGCCGGGGCGGGGAAAUGUCUGCGAGGAUAGUAUCUUCUCUUACGGACGAGCGGGCGGACAUGCGCAAGCAGGUUGGGUGCAUGACGGGAAUAUUUCAGCUGUUAGACCGCCACCACUUCCUCAUCGGCCGGCGAAUUGGCGCCCACAGUAACAAAAAGCUGCUCACUAAAGGUGGCCACCACAAUAUGGAGCCCAGAAGUGUGACAAAAACAAAUAAGGAGAAGAGUGUGCAAGAGGGGUUGAAAGGGAAACAAAUGGUAUCUGACCAAUCAUCCAAGAUAUAUCCAUCAUCUCCAACUUCAUCAAACCUCUCAUCAUCACUUGGCAGAUACAGAACUCCUCAACUGGAAUCCCCAUCUUGCAGCCAAACUGAUUUUCCUAAAACACCCAAAAAGCAGCAUAGUUCUUCACUGCACUUGGGCAGGCAAUCACCUGAUAUCCAAGAUGUAGUGAAGGAAUCAAUGCACCGCGAGGCGCGAAGUGUAUCAAUCAAAGCUGUGGCCAAAGUAGAAGGAAAAAUCCACCUACUGAAGCACAUUGAUUCCCCAAGGCCUUUGAAGCAGCCCGAGCUGGAUGAUAAAGAUAACGUUCUGCAACGUGCAGCGAGGAACCCUCCUCGCUUCUCCUGUGACGGGAUGGAAUCGCGAGAGAGGCUGAAGGCAACCAUGAAGCUAGGAGACACCCCAAGGCUAUCAUUAGACAGUGGCUUAAGGUCCAUUAAGAGCUCUGCAGACCAAGAAUCAGGCUGUUAUAAGCGAUCUUCCAGCGUGGUGGCAAAGCUGAUGGGCUUGGAAGGCUUUCCAGAUUCUGUUUCCAUUAUACAUCACAGUUUCUUCCCAGAUGAAUACUCCAUUUCAAUGUCUUCAACACAAACUCAACACCCCAAUCUGCAAUUCAGACCUGCAACUUCAACCUCAAAUUCAAGGCUUCCCCUGGAACUUGCUCCAUGGUGCCAACCAGACUCCAAUCAGAUCAAAAUGAGGAAAAGUAAGGUACCCUCCACUGUUUUUGGUGAAAUUGAGAAAAGGGUAACUGAACUUGAGUUCAAAAAAUCUGGUAAGGAUCUCAGAGCACUCAAGCAAAUACUCGAAGCGAUGCACAGGACAAGUCCAAGACUAGAGUGCCAAAAACAAGAGCACAACCACCCAUGUUCUACCAAAUGGGAGACUUACCUUACCAAGAAGUUUAAUUCUUCUAUUCCAAUACCAAAACAGGACAGCCAUAAUGGUAACACCAAAGUUGCAGGCUCCAUUGAUAAAGGGCGAGCGAAAUUGGCACCUAAGAGAAACAACGUCGUCAAGGAGCCUAGUCGGGGUGCAGAGAAGAAGAACAAUGGAAGAACAUCAAAAUCAGUUCAAGAUCACAAUCAUAUCCAAGUGAGAAGCCCUGGAGCUGUAAGUCCAAGAUUACAAGACAAAAAGCAGCAAGGAAAAGACAAGCAACCUAACAUCCCACCGUCUGACUCGAGCAGGCUCAGAAGGCAUCAAAAUAAGCAGCAGCCCAAACCAGGUCCACCACAGAGAAGACAUAAACCGAAACCUAACAAUCUGCAGUACGAUGAUGACCAAACGAGUGAGACGAGCAGUGACACACGAAACCCCAGUGAGAAAGGCAACAACACGGCUUCAGUGCAAUCAGAACGAAACGAUUGCUUGGUCUCAGUGGGUAAUGACACAACCAUGACUGAACAGCCAAGCCCUGUCUCCGUGCUCGAUGCUGCUUUCUACAUAGAGGAUUCACCAUCUCCUGUCAAAAAGAUAUCAUCAGCUUUUAGAGAUUAUGAGCCUGCAGAUGCUAAUGAAACAGAAUGGCAUUUAGACUGCACCAGAAUUCUCGGCUCCGAAUACAAUCUGGUUCAUAAGCUCAGCAUACUGAACACUGAUCCUGAUCCUGAUCAUGAACAUUCCAUUAACCAAAUUGCAUCAUUGUGCCCGAGUGAAAACUUCGACCAUCACUACAUCAACAAGGUUAUACUGGCAUCAGGCAUCCUCAAAGAUUUAGGUUGUGUCUCAACAACCGAGCUCCACCCAUCAGGCAAUCUGAUCAACCCAGAGUUAUUCCAUGUUCUGGAGCAAACUGAAAGACCCACAGACAAGAAUCCUCUGCAGUUUGAUCAGAAAAUCCACAGAAAACUUAUAUUUGACACAGUGAAUGAAAUUCUUUCCCACAAAAAGCUACAUCUGAAAGGGUCUAAGAGGAGAUGUUUGAGUGGACAGCAGCUUUUGAAGGAAUUAUACGCCGAGAUAGAGUAUCUCCAGCCUAAACCAAACAGCAGGCUGGGCAUUGAGGAUGAUGAAAUAGUUAGCAUCUUAACUGCAGAUAUGAAACAUGAAUGGGGAGGAGAUGAUAGUGAGAUUCCAGCAUUAGCACUGAGCAUUGAGCGCCUAAUCUUCAAGGACUUGAUUACUGAGGUGAUUAGAGGUGAUGGUGAAGAGAGAUCCAGGGGGCAUUGUAGGCAACUAUUCACACACUAGCUAGUGGCUUCAAUCUUCUGGGGUUUAUCUAAGUCAUCACUCAUACUUUCUAAUGCAUGUAUGGAAUUAUAAAGAUAGAGACGCAUUUUUAGUUAUACAUUUACCAUUUCCAUAUGUUGUAAUCACAUAUUUGAUUCCCAAGCAAAAGAAAUUCAAUCAAAAUAUAGUUCUUUUUA